Molecule: messenger RNA, 405 nt
Organism: Clonostachys byssicola
Lineage: Eukaryota; Fungi; Ascomycota; Sordariomycetes; Hypocreales; Bionectriaceae
Source: the annotation of a GenBank genome assembly
AUGCAUUUCUCAGCUCUUGCUCUAAUUGUUGCCACUGGCCUUACGAGCGCCGUGUCUGGUGUCUCAGCUUACCAAGGCGAUAGCGUUGCUCGUCUUGGGGCCCGCUCUUUAAUCAUUGAUAAUGACCAGGCUGAUGCUAUUGUUGCACGAUACUACGAGGAGGCUGGUCUUGCAGAGCGUGAUUUGGGAGACGAGGAAGUUCCCAGACUCUUCGCUCGCGACACAUGCCCUUACUGCGGUGAGAUCUUUGAUCUUGUUAAUGGAGAUAUGGCCGAGCAGUCAGUUAAUAUUUAUCCCACCCUAUACGAAUUUGAGAAGAAGACCAUCAACAUAUACAUAGUAUCCGAAACAAUCAUAAGAUCGCGAACAGCAAGAAACCCGUGGCCAAGAAAGGGAAGAAAAUAA